Messenger RNA from Vitrella brassicaformis, 4783 nucleotides. Lineage: Eukaryota; Vitrellaceae. The record is from the annotation of a GenBank genome assembly.
CUGCUACCGGGGCUGCUGAUGGAUCCAUUGCCAUUCAUGAUGGACAAUUGCAUUCGUCUGCUGGUAGUUGCGGCUCUUGUCCGCUACGUAAGAGCCGGCCUUGUAGUGGCGCAUUCGCAGGGACCAUCCGAUUUCUUCGCAGCUCUCCGAGACAGGAUCAUGGUGCGCAGGGCCGACAAGCAGACGCCGACACACGUUGUUUCCCCUUUGUGUCAUUGCAGAUAGCCGAGACAGAUCUGGUUGAGAUGCCCAAUCCUGUCUGCUCCAGUCGUGAUGGCCCAUUCUGUCCACCUCUCGCCUCGUCAGCCACCCAUCCCCCGCAUGCAGUUCUAUCCUCGCCCCGCCAUCACGCCGGCGGCCUGCUGUCGCAACCCGACUCACCGGCACAUGACUGGAUGGAGAUGCCAAAACCACACCAGACGGUUGCGACCAAGGGCAAUGACGUUGCCAUGGCCAUGUCUCGGCCAGAGGGGUCACUCACUUCUUUCUUUGACUAUUUCACGCUUGUUUCCAAGCGGGUGUUUGCCGGUCAGCGGGACGUGUUGCCUGAUGCAGAUGUGCUGACGAAGAGGCUGGCAGAUGAGGAGAGGAUGCGACUGUAUGAGCGAUACCCUCGUCUCAGGCAGGACGAUGAUAAUGAGGACACAGAAGGCGAUGAAGACGAUGAGAUGGACUUCUGGAGCGAUGAAGACGAUGGUGACGAAGGGGCGACGUAUGUGCGGCACUAUGAUCUGCCUUCCCUCUUCCUCAAAGACCGCAACCUGGCGUCACAAAUCAUCAGAAAGGCAAGCACUUCCGACACGAUUGGACGUGGAUACAUCCCAUGCUCGUGUCUCUCUCUUGUUGGAUGCAUGCAGGAGAGAAUUACUGGAGAGGUGGAUUCUCUGGCGUCCAUCCGCCAUGAGAUGGAGGAAAGACCUUUGAAUCGCAAAGUGGUCACGGGACCCGGGCAGAGAGGGAGCAACUACACCUCAGGCCUCCUUACCUUCACCCGAGUGCCCUUUCUGAGCCAUAAUGUAAGCAAUACCAACGAACAUCCAUUUUACUCUGCACAUGUAUGUGUCUCUUGUGUGUCCAUGCAGGUGCCUCCCGGCUAUUGCCAUGGGCUGCCAGGCACCAUCAGGUGUCAUUGGGAUGGUGCGUGGGGCGUGCGGCCGCCUCCCUUCCUCGGCAAGGACGUCACAACCCUGAGGCUUUACUUGAUCACAGACGUGCCUCGCCUUGACUUGAUCACAGACAGGCCUCACCUGAACACGGUAUACGCGAUUACAGCUGGUUUACGUGCACAAUGAAUGUGUGUGUGUGUGUGUGUCUGUGUGUAUGUGUGCCUGCACACAGACGGCACAAGUGAUGAGCAGUUUCGCCUCCGUCCGGUUCUCGCACCCAAUCGUCCUGCAGCGGCUGUGGCUCUUCCGCUACCCGUCAGCCAGUCUAUCCAGCCACCCAUACCCACGCCCAUUAAAACACCUCAAGACGCCUCUCCGCAAGAUCGACGCCAUGAUAAAACAACAACCACAACGACCACAUCACCAAGCUGUUCACGGCACCGCGGCAACCCAUGAGGCGAUCCCUGAGACGCCGCUGCGUGAAGGCAGCCAUGGUUUGUCGAAUGGCGGUAACUGUGAGGUGUGGGGAAGGCUAGGCCCCCGAAGAUCGGUCUGGGGUGUGGGAAUGGACGAUUCAGACUGGCACGUAGGUCGGUCAGCACAAACACGCAGGCACAGCUUGACUUGACAGGGAAGACGCAACCGCCCGUUAUGCCAUGUGAUGUGUACUGACUGUACAUGUGCUGUUCAGUGCGUGAGACGUGGCUGACGGUAGAGCCGCCGAGCGCCCUCGUCCGCGAGGUCAUCUUCUGCGGCUGCGAGGGACUCUACGUGGGCGGCCUCGUCGUCUCAUCAAAUGUCCCCAACACUCCAGUCAAUUCAUCGGCCAAGACUGACACCAGCCCCUCUUUCGUUUCCCAAACCAAUUCAGCAUCGCUUGUGGGUCUGUCUGCGGGUUUGCCUGUUGACGACGACUCUGUUUAUGCGAUCCCAUCCAUGUCUCCGACUGAAGGAGGCGAGAGCGUCAUGGUAGUGAGACGAUCUCCAACAGGCUUCCGCCUGCACGCAAUGGAGGCAAUCCGGUCAGUUGGCGGCACGUGUGUGAACCGCUUGGUUGCUCUCUUGUGUGUGUAAGUCUGUUCGUCUGUGAGUCUGUUUGUCUGUGUGUAGUGAGGUGGGUAUGAUCAGUGUUGACGAAGCGCUUGUAGCCAACCUGGUCUUCAGAAACCUCACACAAUAUGAAAUCACACAGGUGAGGGAAAGGGGAUGCAUGAGAUACGAAAGGGCUGUAAAACAGAUUGAUUGGCGGCUCUGUCUUCCACGCCAUCAGCACGAGUCGGGCUCUGACGGCCAGGUGGUCUCGAGCAUUCCUCUCCGCGCACUUAUUGUGGUAUGACUGAUGCUGCACCAGCUGCCCGGACUGCUGAAAUGCGUGUGCGUCUCUGUUUGUUGUCGGUGGCUCGUCAGGCGAUCCAGCAGCUUGUGCAGAUGGCUUUGAUUGAGCACACCUAUUCACUGCCAAUCGGCAUCCAGCAUAUUCCAUUCCUCACCGAAAGUACACACAAUAGAGCAGACAGGGAGAGAGGAGACACGACAUGGAUCGUUCCGUGUCCGUUCAUUCAGUCCGGCGCAUUGUGACUCUUGCCAAGAAGGAGCUCGAGUGGAAUUCCACCUCCACCAGCCCCCUCAUCCACACGAUCCUCUCAUUCCACCACGACGCUUCCCGCCCCUCACCCUUCGCACCAAUACCACGGACAUCCCAUUCAGGCCGCCUUGAAGAAGUCCAUGCCGUAUUGCGGCGUCUGAAGCACUUGUGGCGCGACCAUCUCGGCAGCAAGGUCAACAUGAUCGACCUGGGAGUGAUGGACCGGGUCUACACCGCCAUCUGUGACUGGCUAAGUGUGAUGUCGGCAGACAGUUCUCCGGCAAUCACAAUGGCCAACGUCAUGAGGCGGGAGGGAGGGGCGGGGAGACACGGCAAGUGGCGGUGCUCCGAAGGCAGAAGGCACGACGUCAUGCAGGCGCUGACGGAGGUCAGAGUGCUGCUAGAAGGCGGGAAAAAGAUCCUUCUGAAGACCCCUCACUGCACCUACGAUGACACAGUGACCGCGGCUCUGGGUCCAGCAGUCGAGGAGAGAGAACCCACGCACUUCUCACUCUCCCCACCGUUUCAGCCGCCGCCUCUGACAUUGGACCUGCUAUGGAGCGACCUCUGGAACGCAUCUCGGCCCAUGAUAGAAGAUUUGGUCGACCUGGCCGAACCGAGCCUAAGGGACGAACCACAUCUAAUCGAGCACACUCGCCACGGCAAUCACACCCGGACACCGACAGCAAGACAGCAGUGGCGGAAGCUACAGGACGCCCGUGUGGAGCGAGCGCAGAGCGUCAUGGAGAACAUCACUGCAUGGCUGAAUGGAAAGGAGAUCGGCGGCCACGGCUAUGACGUGCACAUGGUGGUGGUGUGCAUCGACUGGCUGGAGCGGCUCUUCGCCGGGGAGCCGGUGAGUGAGCUGCUGCCCCUUCUGCCGUCUCUCCCGCCCCAGCCCCGACCGCGGCCUCCCCGUGUGUUUUCUUCUGCAAAAGAGAAGAAGGUCCCACGAGUGGAUGGGCUGGACGGUCUUGACUUCUUUGGUGUUGAUUUUGACGUCAUUUUGGGGGACGAAGGCGUAGACGAGGACGACGAGCUCUCAGAGGAAGAGGAUGAAUAUGAAGAGGUGGAAGACGAAGACUUUGAAGAAGAGGGACAAGACGAAAAAGAGGGUUUGAUACGGAGGGAGACCGAUUUGGUGGGCCGGAUCAACUCGAUCAUGCACCAGCUGUCAUCCGUCUCUGAGGCACUGAUGCGUGGAGAAGCGGCCCACCAGGGAAGGAGGCAGGAGCUCGCCGCCCUCCUCCGGCGGCUCAACACGCUGACGCAGUCACUGGAGCGGCUUCACGGCAGAGACACCAUGUCGUCGGGAGACGAGGACCUCUCCCGGCGUCAGUGGCAGGCACACGAGGACCUGUUCAAGGCGGCUGAUGUGGUGGACCAUCUUGUGUCAUUGGUCAACCGAUACGCCGAUGUGGUGGACCACUCUACCAAAAGUGAGGAGAGGGCGGCGGCUGUGAGGCCACACGCGGAGGAGAGGAAGAAGGAGAGGGAGAGGGAGAGGGAGAGGGAGGGAGGAGGCCGCCAGCAGCAGCAGCAGCAGCAGCAGCAGCGGCGGCACCACCAUGCGGUGGUAAUGCAGUUGCCUGAGGAGGCCAGGGAGGCAUUCGAAGAGAUUAUUCAGGGAUUCGCUGGUACGGGUUUUUCUUUUUGUGUCUCGCAAACACACUCCGCACUAUCUGCCUGUGUCUCUGCGUGUGUAUGCAGAUGUGUCCUCCUCUUCCCCCGAGGCACCUAAGUCGAAACGCGGCGCCUCUUACCCCUUCCAGCCACCCACAGCCACCACCAGUACCACCACGGUGACCAGCAGCAGCAACAGCGGACCAUCCGGCUCUCGAGGAGACACACAGAAAGAGACCCCACCCCCUCUCCUACCGCAUAGGAGGAAGGACAAAGGCGAGAAGAGGAGCAUGGUGGAGCAGUUAGCUGACAGGGACGCCGGCGAGAGGGAGGGGGAGAGGGAGAGGGCUGACGAGGGGGUGUUCAUCGACAUAGAUGACCUGCUCACGCUGCUGUUCCAGCAGUGAGGGGGUGUGCGCGAAUGGGGAGACCCCUAUAUAGGUCUCUAUCGCUGAGAAUUGCGUGCGUG